AUGGCGUCUGCAAUUUUCGCUUCAGUACCAUUCUCUUCUUCUUCUUCUUCACGGGCUCUUGAUAAGAACCCACUUCAUUUAUCACCCAUAUCCUCUUAUUCUUCCUUUUACAGACACCCCUUUGGCCCAAAACCUAAAUUUUCUCGAAAAAGAUCGAGUCUUUAUGCGAAAGCCGAGAAUACAAACGAGCCCUCAUCUUCUUCUUCUCUGGCUACUACAGACCCAAAAGAUGAUGUGAAUGAUAAUAGGGUUAUUGAUACCGCAAAUGGUGAGAGCAAUAGCUCUGAGAAUGAAUCUAAGGUUUGUGAAUCCGAUGUGGGUGCGAGAGAAAAGAUGCAAGAAAUGGAUUGGAAAAGUGAUAAGGAGUUCAAGAAUUUCAUGGGUAAUCCUUCUAUUGAGGCUGCUAUAAAGCUUGAGAAAAAAAGAGCUGAUAGGAAACUCAAGCAGCUGGUUAGAGAGAGAAAUGAUAAUCCUUUGGUUGGGUUCUUUAACAAUUUGGUUAGCAAUAGUUUGUUUAGAGAGAGGGAGAGGCUGGAGAAGGCAGAGGAAGCUUUCAAGGCUCUUGAUCUCAACAAGUUGAAGAGUUGUUUUGGGUUUGAUACAUUUUUCGCGACGGAUGUUAGGAGGUUUGGAGAUGGUGGAAUUUUUAUCGGGAAUUUGCGAAAGCCAAUAGACGAGGCAAUACCUAAAUUGGAGAAGAAACUAUCGGAAGCUGCAGGAAGGGAGGUUGUGGUGUGGUUUAUGGAAGAGAAAACUAAUGAUAUCACAAAACAGGCAUGUGUAGUGCAACCCAAGGCCGAGAUGGAUCUCCAGUUUGAGUCCACUAAACUAAGUACUCCUUGGGGCUAUUUUAGUGCAGUAGCACUAUGUGUCACAACUUUUGGGACAAUAGCUUUGACAAGCGGUUUUUUCCUCAAGCCUGAUGCCACUAUUGAUGACUACUUGUCUGAUGUUGCGCCCUUGUUUGGUGGCUUCUUGACCAUUUUAGCAGUUUCUGAGAUUGCAACAAGAGUAACUGCGGCCCGUUAUGGAGUCAAGCUCAGCCCAUCUUUUCUUGUCCCGUCCAAUUGGACGGGCUGCCUUGGUGUCAUAAACAAUUACGAGUCUUUACUUCCCAAUAAGAAGGCCCUGUUUGAUAUACCCGUGGCCCGAACAGCCAGUGCAUACUUAACAUCAUUGGUCCUUACAAUUGCUGCUUUUGUAUCGGACGGAAGUUUUAACGGAGGGGACAAUGCAUUGUACAUAAGGCCUCAAUUCUUUUACAAUAAUCCCCUACUUUCGUUUAUUCAAUAUGUGAUAGGGCCGUAUACCGACGAUCUUGGUAAUGUUUUGCCUUAUGCAGUUGAAGGUGUUGGAGUUCCGGUUGAUCCUCUCGCUUUUGCUGGAUUAUUAGGCAUGAUCGUGACAUCUCUAAACUUGCUCCCGUGCGGGAGGCUCGAGGGUGGCCGAAUUGCCCAGGCCAUGUUUGGCCGGAGCACGGCAGCUCUACUCUCGUUUGCAACCUCGUUUCUGCUGGGAAUUGGCGGCCUGAGUGGGAGUGUACUGUGCCUUGCAUGGGGCCUCUUUGCGACUUUUUUCCGGGGAGGAGAGGAGAUUCCAGCAAAGGACGAAAUUACCCCUCUGGGGGAGGACCGGUUUGCAUGGGGAUUCGUGCUAUUUCUGAUUUGCUUCCUCACGCUCUUCCCCAAUGGAGGUGGGACCUACUCGAGCUCGUUUUUCGUGGGCCCGUUUUUCAGGGGUGACCUGUGA
Messenger RNA from Striga hermonthica, 1749 nucleotides. The record is from the annotation of a GenBank genome assembly. Lineage: Eukaryota; Viridiplantae; Streptophyta; Magnoliopsida; Lamiales; Orobanchaceae.